This is a messenger RNA of Nerophis ophidion (straightnose pipefish), 6231 nucleotides long. Its product is annotated as zinc finger protein 729-like. The record is from RefSeq and is a predicted model, not a curated record. Lineage: Eukaryota; Metazoa; Chordata; Actinopteri; Syngnathiformes; Syngnathidae. The transcript has 15 exons. Bases 210 to 5960 code for a protein of 1916 amino acids. Gene Ontology annotation, biological process: negative regulation of transcription by RNA polymerase II; regulation of immune system process; regulation of cytokine production.
GGUGCUACAAAAGCAAAACCGAAGAAGUCACCGGAAGCGGAACUGAGUCGCGGAGUCCUUACAGAGGCGUACGGUCCGCCAUUGUUAAGUAUUCAGUCUAAUGUGAUCACAACACGAAAGAAAACUACUCUUUUCAUCCACGGACUUACGUUCAACUAUUUAUUCGAAGCACGGAUGUGCAGGUGGUUUGGUGUUCCCACGGGAGAACCAUGGAGGUGAGCUUCGCCGGCGAGGUGUCGUCCAUCGUAGAGCUGGCCUUCCAGGCCACCGUGUCCCUCUUCAGGGACGUGUGGGCCAGAGAGGUGCCGGACUCGGAGUGGGAGGACGCCAAGCUCGGUGACGACAUCCAGGAGAUCGAGCGAGGGCUUCUGCUGCAGAUCCAGACCGUCUUCGCCGAGUUCUCCUCCGCCGUGUUGGAGGAGAACGAAGCUUUAAAGGCCAAAGUGGAGCAGCUGGAGGAUGUGGUCCAGACCAAGGCCGGCCAGCUGGAGCAGGAGCUGCAGGUCCGGGUGGGACAGCUGGGGAGAGACAUGAAAGAGCUGGAGCAGGAGCUGAAGAACCUCAGUGAUGGUGGAACACAGCCUGAAGCUCACCUCAGGAUGCAUGAGCGCACCCUGCAAGGAGUCCUAAGUCCCGACCCUUUGACAGACCGCCAGUCUCGAGCCGCCCAGAUGGUCUUGGUGAGCCAGAGCAGCGACGCUCCCACCCUGAUGCUACUGGAAGACGGAGACCACCUCGUCGAGCCAUCCCCGUCUUCCGCCGACGGCGUGGCCCAGCUUAACCUUCCGCCGGCGUCCUCGCCCGGAGACACGGGCCAAGAUGUCCCCAGUUCCGAUUGUUGUUCCAUCAGCACGGAGGACAUGCCACACGAGCAGUGCGCAAUGGACGAGAUCUCUUCAGGACAAGCACCCGGGAACGUGGAGCCCAGCUUCAAAGUUAAAAUAGAGUCACCUGAUAGGACCAUAGACGAGGUGAACUGUGAUCAGGCGGAAGGGCGAAGGCUCAGGAAAAAAGAGCCGCGGCCCAUCAAGAGGUUCUUCUGCGACGAGUGUGACGCCGCCUUCUACUGGCGAGCCGACCUGAAGAAGCACGAGGCGCUCCACAAGAGGCCGUUCCCGUGCGAGCAGUGCGGGAGGAGCUUCCUGGAGCAGAAGUCUUUGGACAACCACCUCCUGCGUCACGAAGAGUCCAAGACGCCGCUGCCCUUCCCGUGCCCGCUGUGCAAGCGUUCGUACCGCAAGGACCAGUCGCUGCAGAACCACCUCAAGUGCCACAAGCGCCACCAGCAGCCCAAGCCCUACACCUGCCAGCACUGCGGCAAGACCUUCCGUGUGGGCCAGUCGCUGGAGAACCACCUGCUGCGCCACGAGAAGUGGAAGGAGAUGCUGAAGUGUCCGCUGUGCGACAAGGCGUGCAAGACCCGCGUGCAGCUGCGGGGUCACAUGGUGGUUCACUCGGAGGAGCGGCCCUUCAGCUGCGCCACCUGCGGCAAGGAGUUCAAGAGCAAGGACACGCUGCGCUUCCACCAGAUGGUGCACACCAGCGACAAGAAGUACAAAUGUCCCGACUGCGAGGAGACCUUCAAGUACGCCCACUCGCUGACGGUGCACAAGAGGAAGCACACGGGCGUCACGCCGUUCGUGUGCGAGGUGUGCAAGCGCCCGUACCGCACCGGCACGGCGCUCAAGCGCCACAGCGCCGUGCACACGGGCGAGAAGCCGUUCACCUGCCACGUGUGCGGCGCCAGCUUCAGCCUCAACAACAACCUGAAGAGACACCUGCGCAUCCACACGGGCGAGAAGCCCUUCAGCUGCCAGGACUGCGGCAAGAGCUUCUCCGACAACAACAAGCUGAAGUCGCACAUGCUGGUGCACGGCGCCAGGAAGCCCUUCAUGUGCGACCUGUGCGGAAAGACCUUCCUCUUCAACUGCCGCCUGCAGAUCCACCUUAAGUACGUGCACGCCGACGGCAAGCCCAAGAAGUUCCCGGCCGCGCAGAGGAACAAGCUGCUGGUCAAGCCCUACAGCUGCAAGAUCUGCCUGAGCAGCUUCAGCGCCGCCUGCUCGCUCAAGCUGCACGAGAAAAGCCACAGCGAGCAGAAGGAGUUCAACUGCGAGCUGUGCGACAAAGCCUUCCACAACAAGUACUCCUUCCGAUACCACCAGAGGAGCCACCUGGGAGAAAAGCCCUUUGUGUGCGAGGUGUGCGGCAAGGGCUUCUUCCAAGCUGGGAGCCUCAAGCAGCACGAGCGCAUUCACACGGGGGAGAAGCCGUACAAGUGCGACCAGUGCGGGAAGGCCUUCCGCACCGACGGCAACUUCUACCGACACGUGCGCAUCCACACGGGGGAGAAGCCCUUCGAGUGCAGCUUCUGCCAGAGGAAGUUCCACCAGUCCAACCAGCUCAAGUCCCACCUGCAGGUCCACACGGGCCAGAAGCUCUACUCCUGCCAGCAGUGCGGACGCGGCUUCUCCGACUCGCGGCAACUCAAGAAGCACAGCUGCGUCGCGCCGCAGGAUGCACCUACGAAAGAGGACACUUCCACGGAUCAAUCAUGUUUGAGAGUGAAGCCAGGAUUGGACAAAGUGGUGGACACGUUGGCUCGGGAGGCCAGCAGAAAGAUCGACGCCGUUUUCCAGCAGCUGUUUGCGGCGGAGAACAAGGAGAAGCUGGCACUUAGGGACAAGGUGUGUCAGCUGGAGUGCGAGCUGAAGGCCCUGACAGACAACUUUGACAAUGCCAGAACGUGGAGAGAAAAUGUUUUGAAUGGAUGCCCUGUGCUGAACGAGCAGACCGGAUGGAUCUUCACCUUGAAGCCCUUUGGGACGCUGGUCAAAUCAGCUGAGGAAGAGUCAGCGGCUGCUGAUGGAGACGGUGGACAGGAUGAAGGUGAUGUCGUCACGACCCUGCCCACUGAGUGUCUCCAAGCUGCGGUCCAGAAGAAGGUCUUUGAAUGUGACGUGUGCAGCAAGAGCUUCAGCCGCCAGCUUCACCUGACGAAGCACGCGGACACCCACAAGGAGCCCUCCACCUGUCCCCGCUGCCCCAGGACCUUCCGCAACGCAGCCACGUUGGAGCGCCACCUGCUGCGGCACGAGGAGAGGGAGCGGCAGAGCUUCGCGUGCGCGAUCUGUGAGAAGGCGUUCAAGAGCAAGAUGCUCCUCAAGUCCCACGAACUGGUCCACCGAGACGCCCGGCCCUUCGCCUGCGCCACCUGCGGCAAGGCCUUCAAGAGCCGCCAGCGCCUACAGGCCCACUGCGUGGUCCACAGCGCCGACAAACCGCACAAGUGCGAGGAGUGUGGCGAGGGCUUCCGCUACGCCGUGGCGCUGCGCGGCCACCGUAGCGUCCACACAGGCGAGUAUCCUCACAAGUGCGGCGUGUGUGGCAAGGCCUUCGCCAAGAAGCGCUCGCUGGGCACGCACAUGGCCGUGCACCGGGGGAAGAUGUUCACGUGCGAGACGUGCGGCGCCGGCUUCACACUGCGGCAGAACCUCAAGCGGCACUCCCGCAUCCAUACAGGAGAGCGUCCGUUCAAAUGCCACGUGUGCGGCGUGAGCUUCGUGCAGGACAAGCUGAAAGCCCACAUGCUGCUCCACGGCGCAUCCAAGACCUUCAUGUGCGACCUCUGUGGAAAGACUUUCCUCUACAACUGCCAGCUCCAGAAGCACCAGCAGCUGGUCCACCUACCGGGGGACGGCCACGGCCAGGCGGCGCGCAGGCGGGCAGGUGCGCGUGCGUCCCGCACGGUAAUCUUCCGGCGGGACAGGACCACAGUGGAGGUGACGCCCUUCACCUGCCAGACUUGCCAGCGGGGCUUCCACUCGGCGGCCUCCCUCAAGAAACACGAGCAGGUGCACGCGGGCCGCACGCCGUACACCUGCCACGUGUGCGGCAAGGCCUUCCUCUACAAAGCCACCUUCGACUACCACCUGAGGACGCACUCGGGGGAGCGGCCCUAUGCCUGCGACGUGUGCGGCAAGACCUUCAUCAUCCAGCACGCCCUCAAGUCGCACAAACUGCAGCACACGGGCGAGAAGCCUCACAGGUGCGAGCAUUGCGGGAAGGCCUUCCGGGUCUACACCAACUACCGCCGACACCUGAGGAUCCACACGGGCGAGAAGCCGUACCAGUGCGAGGUGUGCGGCGUGCGCUUCCGGCAGCUCGGCCACGUCAAGUUCCACAUGCAGGUGCACACGGGGGAGCGGCCCUACGUCUGCCACACCUGUGGGCUCGGCUUCUCCGACUCCAGGCAGCUCAAGAGACACGACUGCGCCCAGAACGUGCUGGUGACCUCGUACACAUUCCAGUUUCUAAUCCUGUUUGCGCAGCAACAUGUCAUCAAUUUGUAUGCGUUUAAGGAGUGCUGCUUGAGGUUUUGUUUCAUAAUGUCAGACUUGGAGGUGCGGGUGGUGUCCAUUUUGCAGCAAAUGGUUGACGCUACAGUGAGUGAAAUGAAAAAAGUUAUCGGUGCUUCAAUGAGGAAGAGUCCACAAAACGAGUUACGAAGCGAGGACAAUAACGUGCAAGUGUCUUCUGGCGAUGAGGUGGUCUUUCCUCUCAGCACAUUCAUUACGUCUCUGGCCCAAGAGGUGGUGGAGAAGAUCUGCCAGCUUUUCUACGAAUGUUCUUCUCUGGUGCACUUUGACGCGUUGCAGGGCGAAGCUGAGGUGGAGGAGCUGAGGAAGAAGCUGCACGCGGCAGAGACCGACCUGAGUCUGUUGCUGACAGUAGGUCGCGUAGAGGAGACGGAGGAAGUGGAAGUCACCCUCACCGAAGAAGAGGACGCCAGCUCCCUGCAGCAUUCAAAAAACAAGCGUGGCCGAGCUGGUGGCGUCUGUGGGGUCAAGAGGUCCCCCAAGGGCAGAACGUACAAGGAGAGUGUCCAUCUCGCACCAAUAGAGGACACGUGUGUUGUUGACCAGAGUUUAGAAGACACAGACGCCCACAUUCAGCAGGAAGAUGCAAGUACUGCAGGACACACAGGAACAUCCAAGCGUGCAGUCAGAGCGCGCCAACGCGUUUGCAGACGUGGCCUCACAUACAGCUGCCAGAUCUGCCACAAGAGCUUCAGCAUGAACUGCAACCUGCAGCGCCACCUGCGCAUCCACACGGGGGCGAAGCCGUUCAGCUGCGACACCUGCGGCAAAAGCUUCAACCAGUCGAGCACAUUGAAAAGUCACCGGAGGAUCCACACAGGCGAGCGGCCCUUUGUCUGCAACACCUGCGGCAAGGCCUUCAUCCAGUCGGAAGCGUUGAAGAGUCACCAGAGGAUCCACACGGGCGAGCGGCCCUUCGUCUGCAACACCUGCGGCAAGGCCUUCACCCAGAAGAGCGCCCUGAGAACACACCAGAAGUUGACCCACAUCACAGACAAGAAUCAGGCCUGUGUGGCGUGCGGCACCGCCAUGUCCUGCGUCGAUCUGCUGGACGUCCACCUAGAAACGCACCACGCCAGCGUUCCGUGCGAGUGCGUUCUCUGCGGCCUAAAAUUGGGCUCCGUCAUGGAGCUUCGCUCGCAUCAGCAAGGCCACAUGAUGGACAAGCUGCACACCUGCGGCCUUUGCGGGAAGAGCUUCAAAUCACCAAGUUACUUAAAGAGUCACCUGAAGAUGCACAGCGGUGAAAAGGUUUUCUCCUGCGACAUCUGCCUACGCCCCUUCACGCAGAAUAGCAGCCUCAAGUUACAUCAGUUGUUGCACACGGGAGAGAAACCCUUCGGCUGCGACACGUGCGACAAGCGCUUCAGCAAUCUGGGCAACCGGAACCGCCACCUGCGCAUCCACACAGGGGAGAAACCGUACAGCUGCAACACAUGUGGCCGCCGCUUCAACCAGAGCAACAGCCUGAAGGCACACCAACAGAUCCACAAGGGCCAGAAGCCAUUUAUUUGUGACAAGUGUGGCAAGGUCUUUGCCUACAUGAGGAACCUGAGGGACCACAAGUGCUUCUACGUGUGACCCCGCCUACACUCUCUGGAAAGGUUAUCAUACAAUUUUUACAGAAAUGACUUCAUCGUCACCGUUUUUAAUGAUUGCUACACCAAAAUACCUUCUGGUGCUGUUUUGGAAUGUCCAAAAAUUAAGAUAGCUGGGCCAAAAUCUGUGAUGGCUUUAAUUGAAUGUAGGACUAACUAGUACUACUACUAUAAUUUAUCUUUUGUGCAAUUUAAGAAGUGUGAAUGUUUCACACAGCAUUUGCUUGUGCAACAUUAAAGCAACAAGACCUUCA